AUGAAAUUGUCUUUUGAGUUUCUGGGAAUUACUCUUGCUUGGUUGUUGAGUUGGGCAGGAAAAGCUGCUAUUGCUGAAGAUAUACUACAUUCAAAGUCGCUGGAUAAUUGCAUUAUGAAAAACGAUAGUGCAGUGAUUGAUUUUGCUGCAGUUGAAUAUGACACUAACCCACAAUGUCCACAAUCAAAGGCCAUUGGUAACCUUCUUUUUGAUAGAGGCCCGGGAACAACAGUAGAGAAUUGGGCGAAAGGAUGGGCCGAUAUGUUUUGGCAAGCUUCACCAGACUUUUAUAACAACCCUAUGUCUGCUGCGAUACUAAGUCACUGCCGCCCGAUCUCGAGUCCUAAGUACAACUCUUGCCCCUUUGACCUUGAAAAGGAUACCUUAAUAACGGCGACAGAAGAAGCAAUACACCGCUUUGUCGCAAUUCUACCUAUAGCUAGAAGAUAUAUUAAGGCGCUUCAAACCUUUUCAGAUUCCAUCACAAAUGAAGAAGUAGCUGCACUAUAUGCCACGGCAACUAAUGGUCUGCUUGAUAAAAGGGGUGACCUAACCGGUAUCUACUUCUUUUGUGAUAUAAUGCGGAGUGUAGCUAUGUUUUACACAACUUGGGAACCCGCGGGAGGUUUAACUAAAAGUGGCAUCAAAAGCGCCGUUGAAAUUGGAAAAAGGAUUAUAGACAAUCCUGAUCCGACUGAAGAGACUUUCUGUGCAGAAAGACAGUUUAGGCACUUCUUGUAUCGUAUUUUAAGGUCCCAGCUGAAGAUCCUUUCCUUCUUAAACCUUCCUAAGACGCCCCUAGGAAAGUACUACAAGUUUGAGGUCAACAAUCACUGGAAGGGUAAACUGGAAGCACUGGUGAAUCUAAACAUUCCUAAUAUCGUAAAAAGCAUGCCAGUUGAUGCAGCCGUAAACAAGAUAUACAAUACUUUCAAUGAUGCUUACGUUCUGGAUUGGCAAUGGGAUUGGCGUUCUAAAGUAGGCCUCUUGGUGCAACGAUCAUAUAUGUUCAGUGAGGCUGGCAUGGGACCCAAAGGUGCUCCAUCUAUACCUCUCAGUGAGGUUAAGGAUUGGGUUAAGGAUUUAGAUAUAACAACAGAACAAAUCGAAUAUAUAUUGCAUGUCUUGGGUACAUUAAAACACAAACUCACAAAUCCUUCAGCUGUAUCAGCCAAUAGUUCUACUAGCAUUCACGAGUGUGUUGAGUAUCUAGGCCGAGCUUCGUCAUCUACAGGACCCUCAGAACUAAGAUCUAACGAACUUAUCUCUUUCCAUGGUUUGCAUAAUCUGCUCUGGGAUAGUUUUAUGAUGACUCCAGAUAAGCUAUCCUAA
Messenger RNA from Nematocida homosporus, 1332 nucleotides. RefSeq lists its product as uncharacterized. The coding region runs from base 1 to 1332 and encodes 443 amino acids. Lineage: Eukaryota; Fungi; Microsporidia. The record is from RefSeq and is a predicted model, not a curated record. The transcript has a single exon.